AGAUUCUAUCCGCGAGCGACCAGUCUCACUCAUCUACUCACCAGCCACUCUUCUGAAAAUCUAGUGUUUGUGCGUUUAUUUGUGCUAUAUUUAUUAAAAAUUGAUCCCUGUAAACAUUUUAUCGUUAAUCACAAUCAACUUUCAAAGACCAUGGCCAUGGCGGACGAUCUUUGGCGUGAAUGCGCCGCCUGGCUGACUCGGUGCAAAAUCAUCCCAGCGGAUCACAAAGCGAACCAGUCGGAUUCCGAAAUCAAAACCCUGGCUGGAAUCCUGCGGGAUGGCGUUUUGCUGUGCAAUCUGCUGAACUUUCUGGACUCCAGUGCAUUCGAGACGCGAGAUUUCAACCGGAAACCCCAAAUGGCCCAUUUUUUAUGCAUUCAAAACAUCAAGCUUUUCUUGGAAAUAUGUAAAACCAACUUCGGCCUUAAGGAUUCGGAUCUGUUCGAUCCCACCAUGCUGUAUGAUCUCACCAAUUUCCAUCGUGUGCUAAUAACAUUAUCUAAACUUUCCCAAUCUCGUAAAGCCCAGUUGGCGCAUAAUAUCGUCGGCUUUAACUAUCAAAUAUCUCAGUCGGAUAAGAGUCAUUCUGAUGAGGACAUCUAUAAAGACCUACACGGAUCAUCUAACAUUUAUACUACUACUAAACCGGAAGUUAGGGAUGUUGUCGAAACAAAUAACGUAAACCAGUCUUAUGGAGUGACGUGGACCGAAGACCAUCAUUCUUACUUUGAUUACGAAGGGGGUGCCUACGACAACAUCGCCAAUAAUUGCGAGAAAAUAUAUGAAGACCUAUGCUACGUUACUUUUUCUUCGUCUACUACACUGCAGUUCACAUCGACAGCCAGUUUCGAACAAAGAGAUUUCGUCAUUAAGGAGCUAGUCGACACCGAAACUAAUUAUCUGGAUGCUUUAAUAGCUUUAAAAUACAAAUUUAUGCAACCACUAGAAAGAGCGCUAACAAAAGAGGUGCUACGCAUAAUAUUUCCCUGUAUAAAAGAGCUAGUAGACAUCCACGAGAAAUUCCUUGCUAAAUUGAAGGAUGCUGUAGCUGUGGAUUCCAAACUGAAGCUUAGUGUAGUAUUUUUAGAAUUCAGAGAACCGUUUCUAAUCUAUGGAGAUUAUUGUUCCAGUAUGACUAACGCCACUGAUAUGCUUCGAGAAGUGUGCAAAAAAUCAUCCAACGUCGAACAAAUUGUUAACCAAAGCCAAAAAGAGCACAGUGAUGGUCGACUGCAACUACGUGACAUACUAUCUGUUCCUAUGCAGAGAAUCUUGAAAUAUCACCUUUUAUUAGAUAAAUUAGUACAAGAAACAAGUCCGUCACACGAAGAUUUCCGUGGCCUUGAACGAGCCAAAGAGGCAAUGGUAGAUGUAGCGCAGUAUUCCAACGAAGUUAAGCGGGAUUCGGAACAUCUGGUUGUUAUACAAAAAGUUAAGGAAAGUAUUUUAGAUUUGAAUCUUCCAAAUGGAAACAAUCUCGAACAGUAUGGUAGGCUUUUGCUAGAUGGUGAUUUGAAUAUAAAAGCCCACGAGGAUCAGAAAACUAAACAUCGAUAUGCCUUUAUAUUUGAAAAGGUCAUGAUAUUAGUUAAAAAUUCGAAUACAAAAAUCGGGGAAGGACAAUAUGUGUUCCGCGAGGCACAUUACCUACAAGACUACCGUGUUGAGAUCUGUCACUCCAGACGAACUUUGGGUCGGGACGGCAGAUUGAAGUACUCUCUACUAUUAGCGAGAAAGACCCAAUCUACAGCAUUUACCCUGUACAUGAAAACAGAAGAAGAGCGUGACAAAUGGAAAAGGGCCUUCGACAUUGCCAUGGAGGUCAUAGAUCCAAUAGGAUGUCGAAACACAGAUCAUAGGUUCAGUGUAUGCACAUUCGACGCACCCAUCAUCUGCAGGCAUUGCUCGAAAUUUUUAAAGGGAAAAAUCCACCAAGGUUACCGCUGUAAAAGCUGUGAAAUAGUAGUGCACAAAGGAUGUAUAUCAUCGACUGGGCGGUGCAAGCAGAACCAGUCUCCGCCGCCGGUGUGCGAUCGAUUGCUGUCGGAGUUCAACUGGUUUGUCGGGGCGAUGGAUCGAGACACGGCUACCAAUAAGUUAGAAAAGAAAAAAGUUGGCACCUAUUUACUACGUGUCCGUCCGCAAGGAGCAUCGAAUUCUUAUGAGACAAUUUACGCGUUAAGUUUAAAAACGGAUAACAAAAUUAUCAAACACAUGAAAAUUUAUCAGAAGCAAGAAAAUUUUAGUGUUCUCUAUUACUUGUCGACUCGGAGGCAUUUUAAAACUAUCGUAGAAUUAGUUUCCUUCUAUGAACGUAACGAUUUGGGAGAAAAUUUUGCUGGCCUAAAUCAAUCGCUACAAUGGCCUUUCAAAGAAGUUAUAGCAACGGCCUUGUACGACUUUUCUCCAAACGAGCCUAAUCAGCUGCCCCUGCGGCAGGGGUGCCAAGUAAUUGUCAUAGGAAAAGAGGGUGAUAGUAAAGGAUGGUGGCGGGGAAAAACGCUAGAAAAGGUUGGAUUUUUCCCCAAAGAAUAUGUACGUGAAAAUCAAACGAUUUCCGAUGAUCAAUGACAUUACGACUAUUUCGUUUACAUCGAACCGCAUGCAACAAAACGCAGGAAUCUCUAAGAUGAAAUUUUCUGGAAAAAAUCUAUAACUACCUUGUUGUUACUGUUAUGCUUUGUUUAAUGGUAGGGAAAAUAAAGUCUAGAAAUAGUGUUUUAAUAUCUAUGUAUAUCAGAGCUGGAUGUAUUGCUAGUUUAUUUCAUUAAUUUUAAAUUAGUGACAUUAAAGAGAGACUUAAUAGUUUCGAUGCCAAAUUUUCUAUAUAUAUUUAAGCCAUAAAAUAUGUAUACAAGAA
Molecule: messenger RNA, 2860 nt
Organism: Aedes aegypti (yellow fever mosquito)
Lineage: Eukaryota; Metazoa; Arthropoda; Insecta; Diptera; Culicidae
Gene: Vav
Product: protein vav
Exons: 14
Coding region: 151-2571 (806 amino acids)
Biological process (GO): cell migration; regulation of GTPase activity
Cellular component (GO): cytoplasm
Molecular function (GO): protein binding; guanyl-nucleotide exchange factor activity
Source: RefSeq, a predicted model, not a curated record